Molecule: messenger RNA, 655 nt
Organism: Paramacrobiotus metropolitanus
Lineage: Eukaryota; Metazoa; Tardigrada; Eutardigrada; Parachela; Macrobiotidae
Exons: 3
Coding region: 68-508 (146 amino acids)
Source: RefSeq, a predicted model, not a curated record
GUAUGCAAUAACUUCAGAAGUCCAUUGCAGACUGUCUGAAUGUGUGUCAGUUCUGGUCAAGUUGCUAAUGGCAAGUGCGCGUUGGAAACUAGUGAAAAUUCUUUUCCAGUCUAAUAGUUGCAUGUGUUCAGUAUUUGGUAUUGCGUGUUUUGGCGUCCUGAGACUGGCAGGCCUACACAUUCAGCGGAGAGGUCCAGGGGAGGUGUCAAGUGAGGAGAAUGUGUACCGAUGGGAUGGGAUGAUGAAAGCUGAGGGAUAUUCUGCACCAUAUCCAAGUGCCAGCGGUGGUCCCAUGCAGGAAGUGUUCCCCCAGAUGAUGGUAGAAACCGUUGUGAAGCGCUUUUCGAACGCGGAGGAAGGAGGGUGGCAUCAAGAUGUCGAAGGAGCGCCGACGCAGACAGUGGAUCAUCCUGUCGAGACAGGCCGAUCGGCACCAACGGAAAAAGAUAGUGGAUUGUUUAUGAACAAAGGGUUGAAGCUGAAGAAGUGGAAGAAGCGUGGUGGCUAAAAAAACUGCAAUAUUUUGGCUGACUAAAGUUUUUUUUUGGAAUUAAAUGUUUGAGGAAACGUAUUAAAUUUCUGUUAUUCGAAAGGGCGUUCACGGUCCGCCUUUUUCGCAACUUUAAUUUGCAAAUUGCACACAAAUGAAAGCGAA